AUUCUGGGCAGACGAGGCUGUGCUGCCAAAACCAACUGACAAAGAGCAACACUCACCAACUGAUCCUGAACAAACCACAGGACUGAGAAUCUGCACUGAGUAAAAAAUCCCAGGAGCCAAAGUGACUCAUCCUCAGGUGCAGGACGCUCAGGGUGCAGAGGGGAGAUGCUGCUGAUACUGGUGACGCUCCUCGGCUGUGUCCUUGCAGCUGACGCUUGUCUGCAGUGUGACCGCAGGGUUCGACUCCUGCAUGAAGACUUAGCCCUGUCAGCUCCCACUGUGGCCGACCAGAUUGAAAUGACAAAGAUUUGUGACCACGCAUAUGUGACCUACAGGGAUACCAGCAGGGAGCGAAAAGGAGUCAUUGAUCACACUACUCUGUACAGAGCCAGCACUGAGUACCAGAGUGAAUUUGACGACUUUCUGAAAACCCAGCACUCUGGGUCUGUAACAUUUGAAGCCAUUCAGAUCAUGGAGAAGGGCAGGAGGAUCUUAGAGACACACUUGGACACCUUCAUCCGUGAUGGAUUGUGUCCCAACAUGUGUGGCCUCCUGAAUCGGAGAGUAAUGGAUUGCUUCUCUUGCCGCUACAAGAUAUACGUCUGUGUGUCUCCCUCUGGCCAGCAGGAGUGUGGUGAGCACCCAGUGCAGGCUGAGGAGGGAGGCCAGGCGGUGUUGGACUGUUUUCUCCCAUGGCAUCGUCUUCUGCUGGGAAAACCAGAGUAUCACUACUCCUGGGCUCCAGGAGAACCAGGAACUAAACAGCUGAACCAGACUGACUUCAAAGGGCUGGUAGUGACAGAUGAGUCAUCCGUGGUCUUAAAUCAGCUGCAUGUGGAGGAGCAAGGGACGUAUCGCUGCUCGCUGCAGGGACAAAACGGAACCAUCUUCUAUCAAGUCACUUUUCUGCUUACUGUCGUACCUCUGCCUGACGAGCCUCACCAAUCCCCUGCCACUCUGCCCACACUGCCUCCCGGGGACGAACACUCAAGUUUUCAGCCCACCGAGGACCUGCUGGUGGCACUCAUCGCCACGGUUACUGCUCUGAGUCUGGCAGCGAGCGUAGGCCUCAUAGUCAUCCUGGGAAUGCUGGUGAAGCAGCGGGGGAGCUGCAAAGGAGGAGGACGGAGGGGAAAAACCACACAAAGCACAGCGUGACGACAAUACUGUAUAUACACACUUCAGUUUGUACAUUUGUUUUGUGGGUUGAAUACAUUUCCAAAGUAGAAGUGUGAAGUCAUGUGUAUAAAGGAGGUGGAACUGAGAAUACAAGUCGGC
Paralichthys olivaceus (Japanese flounder) is the source of this 1278-nucleotide messenger RNA. Its product is annotated as izumo sperm-egg fusion protein 1. Gene Ontology annotation, biological process: fusion of sperm to egg plasma membrane involved in single fertilization; heterotypic cell-cell adhesion; sperm-egg recognition. NCBI's taxonomy places the organism in Eukaryota, Metazoa, Chordata, Actinopteri, Pleuronectiformes, Paralichthyidae. The record is from RefSeq and is a predicted model, not a curated record. Gene Ontology annotation, cellular component: plasma membrane; acrosomal membrane. Gene Ontology annotation, molecular function: protein binding involved in heterotypic cell-cell adhesion; signaling receptor binding.